UUAAGCCAAAAACAGUCAAUACGUGAGGAUGUUUUAUUUUGGAAAAGGUCUGCUUUUCAUUUUAGUGAUUUCUACAUCGAUGGGUUAUGAAAGAAGAAAGGAAUAUGGAUUAUUGCGAGUCCUGAAAAACCUUAAUACAAUAGAGAGUUCUGAUUUGAAUCUUCUCGAAACUAGAAUUUCGAAAGCUGCUAAAUGUGCAAAGAAAAAUAAAGUGUACAAUGCAACUACAGGAAAAUGCAAAAAAUGUGGGAAUGACGAAAUCUACGACUCCGAUACUGAAAGUUGUAGAGUAAAUGGUAUUGGAGCUUUUGGUGGAGCAGGAAUUGGAAGAAAAUAAAGAAUCAAUAUUCAUCAUCAUAUUUACGCUUCUAGUGUUAACAAACAUUAACAAGCAAAUAAGAAAACAAAAAUAGUAAUUCAAUUUCAACAUUUUGAUUAACAUGAAAGUUGUUAGAGAUAAGAUUUUUCUUGUAUAAGUUGUUUAUAUUUUCGAAUGAAUUUACAUUUAAAACUUCGAAAAGAACUUUAACGGAUUUGUUGGCUUUGUUUUUUUCUCUCUCUCAUAUCAAGUACACCUUAAAAAUUUGUUUUUGAGGCAUUAUACUUUUCAUUCUGCAUAUGUAUUAUCCUUUAAUCAGCAAUUUUGCUAUUCAAAUACCAGUGUACAAAUAAACUUUUGAAAUAUUCGUAUAA
Molecule: messenger RNA, 693 nt
Organism: Mytilus californianus (California mussel)
Lineage: Eukaryota; Metazoa; Mollusca; Bivalvia; Mytilida; Mytilidae
Exons: 4
Coding region: 29-337 (102 amino acids)
Source: RefSeq, a predicted model, not a curated record